Molecule: messenger RNA, 1684 nt
Organism: Drosophila takahashii
Lineage: Eukaryota; Metazoa; Arthropoda; Insecta; Diptera; Drosophilidae
Gene: Fuca
Product: alpha-L-fucosidase
Biological process (GO): fucose metabolic process; glycoside catabolic process
Cellular component (GO): lysosome
Molecular function (GO): alpha-L-fucosidase activity
Source: RefSeq, a predicted model, not a curated record
AUCACGAAGCGAGGCAGUCGCUUCAGAGUAGGCGAAAAAUCAGAUCGCCGGCUAAUUGAGGAAAUGGCAAUCUCCGCUUGGACGCUUCUGGUGGCGCUGAUCGCAUGGCGAUCUGGAGAGGAGGUCGAGGCACAGGUGCUGGGCUCACGGACCAGAUACCAACCCGAUUGGAAUAGUCUGGACCAGAGACCCCUGCCCCGGUGGUACGACGAAGCGAAGGUGGGCAUCUUCCUGCACUACGGCGUGUACUCUGUGCCCAGUUUUGGAUCCGAGUGGUUCUGGACUAACUGGAAAAACCUCCGCAAUCCAGGCUACGUCCAAUUUAUGCAACGCAAUUACAAGCCCGACUUCACUUAUCAGGAAUUCGCCAGCCAAUUCACAGCGGAGCUAUUCAAUGCCACCGAGUGGGCGUUACUUUUCCGAGAUAGCGGAGCCAGAUAUGUAGUGCUGACCAGCAAGCAUCACGACGGCUUCACGCUGUGGCCCUCGAAGAACAGUUUCGGAUGGAAUUCCAUGGAUGUGGGACCCAAGCGGGAUAUAGUGAAGGAACUUGCUGCCGCCGUUCGCAAGGAGUCGAAUCUGAAGUUCGGGCUCUACUACUCUCUGUUCGAGUGGUUCAACCCGCUGUGGACGGACGAUAAACUGCAUCUAUUGAUGCAGCAGCACUUCGUGGAGCGUAAGGUUCGGCCGGAGCAAAUGGAGCUGGUGCAGGAGUAUCUGCCGGAGAUAAUCUGGUCCGACGGCGACUGGGAGGCCCCGGCCAAGUACUGGCGCUCCGAGGAGUUCAUCGCCUGGCUGUACAACGACAGUCCUGUGAGGGACACGGUGGUGACGAAUGAUCGCUGGGGCUUUGGCACCGCCUGCAUGCACGGCGACUUUUACAAUUGCGCCGACCGCUUCAAUCCCGGAGUUUUGCAAGGGCACAAGUGGGAAAAUGCCUUCACCCUUGAUCGCAGCAGCUGGGGUCAGAGAUUCGAUGUCUCAUUGGCCGAUUUUAUGACCUCCAAGGAUGUCAUUAAAGAAAUCGUCACCACAGUCAGCUGCAAUGGCAAUGUGCUGAUCAAUGUGGGCCCAACCAAAUACGGCACUAUACUGCCGAUUUUCGAGGAGCGCCUAAGGGACAUGGGUCGCUGGCUGAAGAUCAAUGGCGAGGGCAUUUACGGCAGUCUACCCUGGGUUUACCAGAACGACACCAUCACUGCCAAUGUUUGGUAUACGCGAGGAGAGUAUGCGCCCAAUGGAAUCGUCACUGUAUACGCAUUUGUGCUGGAGUAUCCGUACGACACCAAUGAGCUGGAUAUCUAUCCACUGGGCAAGGAGAUCAAUGUCUUCCGCAAUAUCUAUCUGACCGGAAUUGAUUUCGGCACCGGUGGAGAGAUCCUGAAUGAACGGAACACCCAGGUUGUAAUGUUGGGCAUGGGUGACACCAAAAUUAAGUGGACUGCGGAUCAUAACAGAUUGCACAUCGAGUUCCCGCCGAAAAAUCACAUCGAUAAGCGAGGACUUGACUAUGCCUGGACUUUUAAAAUAACUAUAUCGAAUUCAUAGGGAGCUUAUGAAUUACUUUGCCUUAUUUACUAUUUUAGAUAUUACUAAUUUAAGAUAUGGAUUUUCUCAGCGAGGAAAAAAGUGAUCAUGAUCAUCCAUUAAUAAAAUUACUAUUUUCCACCUUAUGGAAGUCACG